AUGGCAGCAGUGGGAUUCGAACCCACGCCUCCAAAGAGACUGGAGCCUAAAUCCAGCACCUUAGACCGCUCGGUCAUGCUACCAUUGCGAGUGGUAGAGCAGGCCACCGACUACCAGAAAGGCUUCUACAGUGGAUCUUCCUCUCUGGAUGUGUAUGAUGGUCGUUACCUAGCUCACAGCGAGACAGUCAUUGUGGUUUCGAUGAACUACCGGAUCGGUGCUUUCGGCUUCCUGGCUCUGCAUGGCUCCUCCGAGGCUCCUGGCAAUGUCGGCCUCCUUGACCAGAGGAUGGCGCUGCAGUGGGUACAAGACAACAUCCAUUUCUUUGGUGGAAACCCUAAACAGGUUACGAUCUUUGGCGAGAGUGCUGGCGGAGCUUCAGUAGGAUUCCACCUGCUGUCUCCAGACAGCCGACCCACUUUCACUAGAGCCAUCCUCCAGAGUGGGGUCCCCAACUGCCCCUGGGCCUCAGUGAGUCCCGCUGAAGCGCGCAGACGUGCCACACAGCUAGCAAAGUUCGUCGGUUGCAACGGAGGCAAUGACACCGAGAUAAUAGAUUGUCUGCGCGGUAAAACUCCACAGCAACUUAUCGAUCAUGAGUGGCAGGUUCUGCCAUGGUCCGCUCUGUUUCGAUUUUCCUUUGUGCCUGUUGUGGAUGGUGAGUUUCUGCCCGACACUCCUGAGGCCAUGCUCAACUCAGGGAACUUUAAAGACACGCAGAUUCUCCUCGGCGUUAAUCAGAAUGAAGGCUCCUACUUCCUGCUGUAUGGAGCACCAGGCUUCAGCAAGGACAACGACAGUCUGAUCUCCAGAGAGGACUUCCUGGAAAGUGUUAGGUUGAGCGUACCUCAUGCUAAUGAUAUCGGCCUGGAAGCAGUGGUGCUGCAGUACACCGACUGGAUGGAUGAGAAUAAUGAGAUAAAAAACCGUGAUGCCAUGGAUGACAUUGUCGGUGACCACAACGUCAUCUGCCCGCUGGCCCACUUCGCUCGCUCCUAUGCACAACACAAUGCCCUCAAGGCUAACAUGGGGGGCAUCAACUUUGGUGGGGUGAACAGUGGAAACUCACAAGGAGGGAUGUAUCUUUACCUUUUCGAUCACCGGGCAUCCAAUCUGGCCUGGCCAGAAUGGAUGGGGGUGAUCCAUGGCUAUGAGAUUGAAUUUGUUUUCGGGCUGCCACUGGUGAAGAGACUCAACUACACCCGAGAUGAGGAGAAGCUAAGCCGACGUAUGAUGAAAUAUUGGGCCAACUUUGCUCGGACUGGAAAUCCCAAUGACGCGCAGGGAGAUAGAGGGAAACGCUGGCCUGUGUUUACCGUCAGCGAGCAAAAACACGUUGGCCUCAACACCGAAUCACUCAAGAUUCACAAAGGUUUGCGAAACCAGAUGUGCGCAUUCUGGAAUCGCUUCCUGCCACGCCUUCUCAAUAUUACUGACAACAUAGAUGAGGCAGAACGUCAGUGGAAGGUGGAGUUUCACCGCUGGUCUUCCUACAUGAUGCACUGGAAGAGUCAGUUUGACCACUACAGCAAGCAGGAGCGCUGCACUGACCUCUGAGCGUCUCAGCGAGGAGACGGCGGAGAGAAGAGCGGCGAGCGAGCCGUGGCUGUUUUCCUCCAUAGUUCCUGAGUGAAGGCUGACAUCUUUUUGUGGUUCUUUUGGUUCACAGCAUACACAAGCAGAGGCACUGUUGUCAUUUAUUUAUAUUAUUUAUAAUAUUUAUUGUUUUGUUUUUUUUAUCUGUGUGUCUGUGGAACUUAAGGGCUGUGGAGUAAAACUUGUCAUUGGAGGAGUAAAGAUGCGUCAUUACCUCGAAUGUGUGUGCGUAACUAUGUGUGCGUCUCAGAAACCGCCCAGUUUGACUCAGAUAACUUAACUGACCCGUCACACUGCUCCACUACGGAUUUACUGUAACCUCACUCGUCUUUUUUUGCUUUCUGGGGAUUUCUUCUUUCCAACAUAUCAGUUGUAUUUUUGGUCUCAUCACUGUUUCGUUUCUCUUCUAUUUAUUUAGUUAUUUUUAUUAAUACUGUUACAACCACUACUCCCAUUACCUGUACUGGUCUUGCUUUGUUUGUGUGUUUCUCCUGUGGUAAGCCAUAUACUAUUUUGCAUUUAUCUAACUGUUGCUGUGUGUGAAAAUAUCCGAUUCCUCACAUUUUACUCGAUGUUAAAACUGCUGUAUUCUAGUUUGAUGUGAGAUGUAGAUAGUAUAUUACGUUCAGACCAACUGACUGGUGCCUAACUCGCAUUAUAUUACAAGUUCGCUCAGUUUCACAGUUGAAUGGAAACAGAAACGAGUCCCGUUGAUGUUGAUGGGUCCUCUUGAGCAUCGCCUGUCUGUUGAAGCGCGUCAGUGCUCAAUUCUUCUAAAUGUUCAGCCUUCCUGUGAGGGUCAAUUCUUCUGCACAACUGCACUGAGUUGUGCAUGUGUGCGUGGCCACCCAGUGUCCUUCACAGGGAUCCCGUGUGCCACUCGUGUGAGCUCGGUCUUUCUUUUCCUCCUUUUUUCUGUCACUCAUUCUGUUUGUCUUCCACCACAACAACCCUUCAUCCAGUCCCUCUCUCCAUCUUCCUUCCCUUUUACUGUCCUCUCCACUCUAGUCGUCAUCUUCAUCUCUAAUAAACCUCCACCCACCCUCAUUUCUUUCUUACUGUUUUCCUUUAUCCAUUAUUCCCGCCUCUCCCUUCCUGUUUCUCACUUUUACGUUAGGCCUUUUCCAUUGCUCGUUUGUUUCCUUUCGCUCCCUCCUUUUAGUUAUUCCUUAUUCAUCAUCUGCUGUAUCGGUCCCUCCUUUCUUGUCGGCUCUGUUACAUCACUCCCCCCAUCCUCCCCUGCGUUCUGCUCCCUCUCCCAUCCCCCUUCCUUGGUGCUCCUGCUUUGUUGUUAGUCUAAUGGAGGUAGAGUAAUUCACUCAGCUGCAGGAUAAUGUGACAGAGUACUGGCUCAGCCUCUGGCCUGCUAGCCAACAGGACCUGCUGAAUGCAGAGGUGGAGAAGUGAUGGGAAAAUGACAGAGAAAUGCACUCCUAUGUCACAAAAGUAAUACAGAUAUGCACUGAUCAUUUGAAAACUCAGAUGUGCAUUUGGUUACAUCCAGUACAUACAGUUCGAUCCUGUGAUUUGGUUGCAAACACUCAUGUGUAGCAGCAUUCACCUGCAUUUGAAAAAAAUCAAGAAAAAGACUUUUAACCUUUAACUUGAUGCUCACAAUUUUCCCGUUUCUGGGUGCUUAGGUGACCCAAGCCGCCUCUUACUCUUACUUAAUGACGAUAAUCUUAUAUUUGCAUAUCUUAUGCACAAAGAAGUCGGAGCCUGCAUCGUUCCCUGUGUUGUGAGCAUGUUAUACUGAAGAAUCAAGACAGUUUAGUCAGAUUACAACCUUGUUUGCGUAGGAUCCAGACACUGUUUGAUCCCCUUAUCUUUGUUAAGAUAUGUUGCCUCAUGAGUAGGGAUGCAACGAUACCAAUUUUUUCAAACCGAUACGAUACCGAUACUUGGAUCUGAGUACUUGCCGAUACAGAGUACAAAAAACGAUACUUCUACCACACACACACACAC
Neolamprologus brichardi is the source of this 3561-nucleotide messenger RNA. The record is from RefSeq and is a predicted model, not a curated record. NCBI's taxonomy places the organism in Eukaryota, Metazoa, Chordata, Actinopteri, Cichliformes, Cichlidae.